Molecule: messenger RNA, 1710 nt
Organism: Vicia faba (fava bean)
Lineage: Eukaryota; Viridiplantae; Streptophyta; Magnoliopsida; Fabales; Fabaceae
Source: the annotation of a GenBank genome assembly
AUGAUUCAACAAGAAAUUUUUCACUCUCCAUGGCCAUUAGUUUAUGAAGACAUAAACUCAUCAACUUUUGAUCAUCAUCAUCAUCAUCAUCAUCAAGUUGUUGAUCCAUAUAGCUUCACCAUGGUAAACCAUGUUGAUGAUGACUAUAUUCCAUAUGGCUUCAUCAUGGAUGACCAUGUUGAGAAGUUUGAUCCAUAUGGCAUCAUCAUGGAUGACCAUGUUGAGAAGUUUGAUCCAUAUGACAUCAUCAUGGAUGACCAUGUUGAUGAUUAUGAAUUCAAUACUCUAUUAAGCACCUCAGAUAGUACUACUCUCUCUGAAAUCUCCAUAUUCACCAAUGAUCAUAUCCAAUUUCCAAUUGAACAAGAAACCUUAGAACUUCCAUCACUAAUGGAAUUUGAAUCUUUUCAUUCAAUUUUGUGUCCCCAAAUUGUUGAUAUUCAAGAUCAUGAAUAUCAAGAAGAGACUGAAGCAAGCUUCCCUUCACAAAAUCUUUCCUAUGAUGAACGGAGUCCAACACAAUCAAUGAAAUCAGAUUUUUCCUCAACACAACAAUCACUUAUUCUUCCACAAGAAAACAUGGAAAUUGACAACAAAGUGAUUCUUCCACACUUGAUGGAAGCACAUGGAGAGGCUUUGGAGAAAGGACAAAAAGCACUAGCAGAAGUUAAUUUGAAGUGUAUAAGCCAAAAAGUCACUCCACUUGGUGAUUCUCUUGAAACUCUUGCAUUUUAUUUGUCACAAAAAGUGACAAAUCAUGAAGAUCAUCUCAAAGGGGAAGCUCUCAAGAAUUUUGAAGAAGCUUUUAAGGUAAUUUAUCAAGGUAAUCCAAUUGGAAAAAUUGCUCAUUUUGCAGCUAUUUCAUCUAUUCUUGAGGCUGCUAUGUUAGAAGAUUGUGAUGAGAUCCACAUAAUAGAUUUUUGUAUUGGAAAUGGUGUUCAAUGGCCUUUUUUAUUGGAGGCUGUUUCAAAAAUGAAGAAAAGAUUGAAAUUGACAUCAAUUAAAUGGAGUGAUGAAAGUUCUGAAUCUGUUUGGAAUUUUGAGGAUACCAAAAGGGAACUAUAUGAUUAUGCUAAAUCAUGUGGUUUGAAAUUGAAGGUAGAGGAAAAAGAAUUGGAAGAGUUGGUUAGUGAGAUCAAAAGAAUGAACAAAAGGGGUUUGAAGAAAGAGUUUUUGGCUUUUAAUUUGAUGCUUGGUCUUCCUCAUAUGGGAAUGGUAAGAAGCAGAAGAAAAAGUGCUUUUGAGUUUUUGAAAGUAGCUGAGGAUUUGAUCAUGAACUAUGGUAGCAAGGGAAUGAUUACUUUUGGUGAUGGUGAUGCAUUUGAAAACAUAAAAAAUAGUAUGAAUUUUAAGUCAUUUUAUGAAGGGAAUUUGAUGCAUUAUAAGGCCUUGUUGGAAUCAAUUGAGUCUCAAUUUUCAGAAAAAUUCUCAGAAGCAAGAAUUGCAUGUGAAGUGUUGUUUGUUGCACCUUGUAUAUCUUCUCUUGAUUGGUUACAAACAUGGGAAGAGAUGAAAAGGGAUGGUAAUUUUGAGGUUGAGUUUAGCUUGGAAGGUGGAAGAUUGAGCAAAAAUGUUUUGAUGGAAGUAAGAGAAGUUUUGAGAGGAAGUGGAAGUUCAUAUGAGACAAGAAUUGAAGGACAGAAUGAGAAUGAACUUGUUUUGGAAUGGAAAGGAACUCAAUUAUUAAGAUUUUCAAGUUGGAAAAACUAA